AGUGGAAAUGACCGGUUUGUCGGUCAAGAAAUAUAUGGGUCCUUGAGCCUUGCGCUAAGGGAUAAUUCGAGGUUCACUGCAAGGGAUCGGAUCAAAUAUUGACCAAUGUCAUUCAAAUCUACAUGGUCUAGAUAUGUACGAGAUGAAAUUCAUCACUCUUACAUGAACACGACCUAAUCAAGUAUUCGACAGCCUUUCGUCUCAAGUGUCAGCCUUGGUUACUCGGUAUAUGUAUCUAGGUACUUGCAUCUAUCUGCAACUACCUUCAGAUGACAAGGCUCGCAGGGUAUUAGCAAGCAUUUAUACUCCUUGUGAAAGCCACGAGACACUCCUCCCCAUACUAUCACUCAUUCCGAGACAGCAAACAUUAUGCCACGCAAAGAACCGAAAUUGAAGCUCAAAAAGCCAGAUAGAUCUGGCCCUGAUCCAUCCAUCGAAACUCUUCUCGAUAUCGCAGAAAAACGAAAUUUAAGUGAAGCUCAACGACAGCGUCAAGCAGAAUUAGAUGGAGAAAAUGAGGAGAUUUUAAUAGGAAGACUAGGGGAUUCCGUUUUAUGGACAAUCAGUCUUACGAUGUUACAUUUCACUCUGGAUGUAUUGGUUACACAUCAAUAUGCCGAAGAAAUCGUCUGGAAGGGUAUCGUUUCGAGGGCCCUCCAAGCAUGUCCUGUCAUCUGGCUUCUCUUUUACGCCUUCCAUCCACAUCCCGAACCCUCGAAUUUAUUACCUCGAAUACCUGCCGAAGCACAUCCUUAUGUACACGAAAUCUUCUUCUCUGCUGCUAGUAUAAUGGCUGGAUGUUAUCUUAUACACAUCACAAAUGAAUACGGUCAUUUUGCCACAAUGAAACAGGCUCCACCAGUAGGGACUAUCUGGAUUUGGGCGGUGGUUGAGUUGAACAUCUUAUGGGCAGUACCUAGUGUUGCAUUUUGUGCUAUAUACCUAAAGGUCAAAGGGUAUGCAUUCCUUUAGCCGUUAAGGAAUGAGAUUCUGGGUGAUUUUUAGGAGAGGGGCUGUGCUAAAGACAAGAGGUCCCAUAUGAUGCCUAUUUACCUCUGGACAGCACCAACUACGGAUUGUGUUCUGGCAGGUGCUGUUCACUUAACGCCAAUUACAAAGUGCACCAAAUUAUUGGACAAAGACGUGCACCCUUUGCUGGUGCAGGUGCUCGGGUGCUAAGGUGGGCCGAACAGAGAGAGAAGCAGUCGAGGGAGCAGCUAGCGGUCCGAGUUCAUGAAGCAGAAGCGAGGAAAGAGUGGUCAUGUUUCCUUGACUCAAUUUACUGGUAUCACUGAACCCUUCGCUAAACAGCUGUCGAUUCUGGUUUUUGAAAAUGCUCAAGGUCGUAGCCUUCUGCUUUUGGUAAAGGGAUAGUUGUUCCAGUCUCAACCGGAGUUUCGGACUGAGAAUCGUCGGUUCCAAAAGUGUCAUUUCUUUGAGCUUCCCAUCGACGAACGCUCUCAGAUCCAAUUCGAUCACGAUGCAUCAAUCGAUAUACUAAAAACUCUAGUCGAUCGAGCUUCUCGUGUUGAGAAUGAACUGUACUUUCCAGUCGGUCAAGUCUUUCGUGAUCUAAUUCCUUUUGCUUCUUUGCUUGUGAUUCUUGGUCUCGAGCUCGUCUAAUUUAGUCAGUUUCGAGCCCCUAAACUAUGGGGUAUCCUACUUACGAUGACAUCAUACUCAUCUGUGCAAAUAAAACUCUAGCUCCUAAUGCAUCUCUUUGCCUAACUAAUUCCAAAGCUUUCCUCCUCACAGGUAGCCACGACAUGGCUACACUCGUUCUAAAUGCCAUACUUUUCGGUACCAAGGCCCAUUUCUUUCCUUGAUCAUCCUCGGUACUAGCCUUCAGCUCGGCUUCGGUCACCAAUUCUAGUAAUCUCUCCUCAAGUUUUCCAAGUUCCUCGAUUACGGAGACAUACAUCUGAUAUUCCUUUUCUUGUCCGAAACGAUCUUUUGGACCAUCAGAUGCAUAAACCAAAUCAUGAAGCCACUGUGAUUCAGUUUUAUGCCACGAAAGGGCUGCUUUGACUUGGAAGUAUUCGUUAUCAGCAUUGCGUAAGUAGGUGAAUCGAACGUAUAUCGCUGCUGCAAUAGCGGCCACAAAGGUCAAUAUUCCUGCGACGCUAGAUGUUAUAGAGAGAGGGCUAUCUUGACUAGACAUUUCAUUUGGAACGAGGAUUCCUUCUCUAGAAUCUUGAGUGGUCGAGGUAAACAAAAUGAAGUCAACAAUCAAUCAUACAUCUUCUCAUGACACCGAAUAACUCAACCCAGUGGCUCCAUAUAAGUAUUGACUGCGGUUUGUUCACACCGUAAUAGGACAAGGCUUAUGUCAAACAUUUGAUUGUUUUCUCUACUCAGCCACAUUUCAUGCAAGGCUAAGAGAUAUCAUACAUGAUUUAUACGCUAGUCCUCCUUUGGCUUUACCCCAGACCUGAUCAGCGCUUGUGCCAAUGAUCGUAGGCCGCGCGAUCCUCGCUCCAUUCUCUCCACUCUUGUCAUGUCGCGUGGAG
Molecule: messenger RNA, 2510 nt
Organism: Botrytis porri
Lineage: Eukaryota; Fungi; Ascomycota; Leotiomycetes; Helotiales; Sclerotiniaceae
Exons: 2
Coding region: 370-972 (200 amino acids)
Source: RefSeq, a predicted model, not a curated record